Molecule: messenger RNA, 1890 nt
Organism: Penicillium verhagenii
Lineage: Eukaryota; Fungi; Ascomycota; Eurotiomycetes; Eurotiales; Aspergillaceae
Product: putative AP-3 adaptor complex subunit mu
Exons: 3
Coding region: 1-1890 (629 amino acids)
Biological process (GO): intracellular protein transport; endocytosis
Cellular component (GO): cytoplasmic vesicle; clathrin adaptor complex
Source: RefSeq, a predicted model, not a curated record
AUGAGCGGCGAGAUUGAUGCCGUCUACAUAUAUGACGAGCAAAAUGCCCCUCUCGUUGAACAUGUCUACCGAGCCCGCCCGCCUUCCGCCGCGGCCAUCCUACCCCUCUACCUUGCCCAUGCUUCCCCGCGCCCAUCUUUACUUUACUUCCCGACGACAAGCCCUCCGGUGACGGUAUUCUCGAUAAUCCAGUCUAACCUGCUUUUUCUUGCGGUGACCGAAGUCGACACCGAGCCGCUCUUGGUGCUCGAAUUCCUGCAUCGCGUGGUGGAUGUACUUGAGGACUUCGUUGGCGCUCCACUUCUCUCGACCAAAAUCCAGGCGAAUUACGAUGUGGUGGCUCAAUUGCUGCAUGAGAUGUGCGAUGGGGGAGUGGUAUGCAAUACCGAGCCCAACUCGUUACAAGAGGUUGUUGAAGUUCCGGGGUGGAUGGGGAAGCUUCUGAGUGGUAUAAGUGUACCUGGUGCUUCCACACCGACCACGAACAAUCCUCUAAGACAAUCUCUGGCCACGGCUAGUGCAUCGCAAGGUCCCGCAAUUCCCUGGCGACGACCCGGGGUACGGCACACAUCUAAUGAGCUAUAUGUUGAUAUUAUUGAAUCUCUUUCCGUGACUAUGGCGCCUUCUGGAAGGCUGCUUUCUGCAUUGGUAUCCGGGACAAUCGCAUUCACCGCAAAAAUAUCUGGAGUUCCCGACCUACACUUGUCAUUAUCAGCCCCCGGUGGUCAACAGUCGCUCGCUAAAAAGAUUGAUUUGCCUGUAUUUCAUCCAUGUGUCCGCCUAGCUCGCUGGCGUGAAAAGCCCGGAGAGCUUAGCUUCAUCCCUCCCGAUGGCCGCUUUAUCCUGGCCGGGUAUGAGGUCGAUCUUCUUCCGAUAGACCCGGAUCUCGAUAGCCCGCCAAGUCACAUGGAGAAAUUGUUCCUUCCCGCGAUUGUUGAUAUUCGCAAGUCAUUAGGCUCCUCUGGGGCAGACUUUGAGGUUCGGCUUACACUGAACACCAGUUUUCCCGGACAAUCCUCUCGCCCGGCCCCAUCUCGAGGCGGAUCUGGAACUUCUACGCCAUCGUUCCUUGGCGGCAGUAGCUCCAGUGGGCCGGUGUUAGAAGAGGUGGUUGUCAGCGUUCCGAUUUCCAAAUCUGUGCGUCACAUCACGGACAUGCAGGCUAGUCGUGGCGAUGCUCAGUACUCCCCUAGUACCGGGUUGCUUGAAUGGAGAGUCCCCACUGGCCGUGACGCCGGAACUAUAUCUGGCGUCGCAACUCUCCGCUGCACCGUUGCAGGAUAUCCAUCAGCAGAUGAAGACUUCGAUAGUCUUGAGGAGGUCGAUGAAGAUGCCAACGCAAACCUUUUGCAGGGUUACUACGAAGACCCUGCCUCUUACGAUAACCCUUCUACCACUACCACCCGCAAGACACGGUCUUCCGACCCUUCAAAGAAGAAGAAAAAGAAGAAGAAGGAAAAGUCGAGCAAGAAAUCAUCUCGCUCUGCUGCUGUUCUCGCCGAAGAUGCAGGUGAUGGCGAAGCCGUCUCUGAAGAACUGGUCAAAGCCUCUGCAUCGCCUUCUCCCAACCCUUCUAAACCUCAUACUCCAACACCUCCGCCCCAACCCCAACCUCAAUCACCAAACCCCUCCCAACUCCCAGCAUUCUUUGCGCCUUCUUCCGCACCCCGCUCCGUGCCCCGCAAGACCAAAAUCCAAAUGAAUGCGAACCUCAUGCCGAACUCGGCAUCCGUCUCUUUUUCAGUGCGCGGCUGGCUCCCCUCUGGCAUUAAAGUGGAAAGUCUGAAUAUUGAUCAGCGACGCAGCCGUGGUGUAGGCGAGAGCGUGAAGCCGUACAAGGGUGUUAAAUACCUUUGCGUAAGUCGGCGCGGCGUUGAGCGGCGUUGUUAA